Messenger RNA from Lolium rigidum, 2357 nucleotides. RefSeq names its product U-box domain-containing protein 35-like. Gene Ontology annotation, biological process: protein phosphorylation; protein ubiquitination. The transcript has 9 exons. NCBI's taxonomy places the organism in Eukaryota, Viridiplantae, Streptophyta, Magnoliopsida, Poales, Poaceae. Gene Ontology annotation, molecular function: ATP binding; protein kinase activity; ubiquitin-protein transferase activity. The record is from RefSeq and is a predicted model, not a curated record. The coding region runs from base 1 to 2331 and encodes 776 amino acids.
AUGGCCACCCAAGACGGAGCGGCGCGGGCCGGAGCGGGCGCGCCUCCCACGGUCGGGCUGGCGCUCAGCGGCUCCACAUCCAGCGCCAACGUCCUCCGCUGGGCUCUCGCCAGGUUCGCCAACGACAACCCCGCCGCCCCCGCCGCUGCCGCCUUCAGGCUCAUCCACGUGCUCACCCCGGUCCUGGCUGUGCCCACACAACUGGGGAACUACCUCCCGAUCGACCAAGUGCGCCCCGAAAUCGCAGAGGCCUACGUCCAGGAAGUGUGGGUCAAGGCGCAGAAAAUGCUUGCCGGCUGCAAGGAAACCUGUGACGAAAACAAGGUUGAAGCUCAAGUACUGCUUGUUAACGGGAACGAUGUCGCGGAUACCAUUUCCAGUCUUGUUGCUCAGCACCAGAUACAGAUCCUCGUCGUCGGUGCCAGCAGGGGCUUCUUCAAUAGGACGUCCUCCAAAAUCUGUAAGGGUGUCCCCAGCUUUUGCACAGCGUAUAUUGUUUCAAAGGAUGGAUCGUCUUCGGUUUACGCUCCUGGAUCAGGGAUUGACGCGACAACUGGCUCUGGGGUACCAAAAGGCAACUCCAGCAGCUCCGACACCGAAGUAUUUUCAGAGGAUUCGUCCCUGGUAUCAGAUCUGAAUGACAACAGUUCAGCACGAGGUCUCUCUGGUUUUCCAAGCCUGCCACACUCCAACUUGGCAUCAGGGAAUCUCCAAAGUACUGCAUCUUCUGAAAGUCAUGUCUCGUUUACUCUAUAUGAUCAUCUCACUGGAAGGGCAACAGCAUACAACGACAAUGACAGAAUUGCUGAAAGCUCUAUCGCAAGUAAAUUGCGGGGUUCGGGCAAGGUGCCAGCACAAGAUAACUCACUGCGGCAGUUAAUGCUUUCAGACAACAAGGAUGCUGUCAAUACAGAGCAGUUUAAUUUCGAUACAGAGCUCGAAAAGCUGAGGCUUGAACUGAGAGAAAUACGGGGGGCAUACAAACUCGAGUCUGUCGAUGCAUCUCAUCAGGCAAGUCAGCAGGUGGUUGAAUCAACUGCAAGUGGCGUGGAAGGGGAAGGCCAAUUAAGAGAGAUACAGUCCAGGGUUGAUAAGGCCAAUAACGACACACAGGAAGAGAUGGAACAUAGGCUGCUGGCACAGACAUCCAAAGACGCUGAUAAGAAGCUGAGAUUGGAGCAGCGCUCUGUACUUCAAGGCAACUCAUACUUGACGUUCACUUGGGAGGAGAUUGAUAACGCCACAUCAUCAUUCUCAGAGUCACGCAAGAUCGGAACUGGAUCUAAUGGAACAGUUUACAGGGGUCAUCUCAAUGACCUAGAAGUAGCAAUAAAGGUCCUCCAUUCUAAUGACAAGACCAGUACCAAGCAUUUCAACCAAGAGCUCGAAGUUCUGAGCAGGAUACGCCAUCCACACCUGUUGAUGCUCCUCGGGGCCUGUCCGGACCGGGGCUGCUUGGUGUACGAGUAUAUGGAGAACGGCAGCCUCGCGGACCGUCUGCAACGCAUAAAUGACACACCACCAAUCGCAUGGUUCCACCGCUUCCGCAUCGCCCAGGAAAUCGUGUCAGCCCUUCUGUUCCUUCACAGCACGAAGCCCAACCCGAUCAUCCACCGUGACCUGAAGCCUGAAAACGUGCUCCUCGACACCAACCUAGUCAGCAAGAUUGGCGAUGUUGGCCUGUCAACACUAGUCCCACUGAAGGAUACUUUGUCAAGCCUCACGGUGUACAAGAAGACCGGUGUGGCAGGCACACUGUUCUACCUAGACCCAGAGUACCAGAGAACUGGGCAGGUGUCCGUGAAGUCUGACACAUACUCUUUUGGCAUGGUGAUCCUUCAGCUGCUGACGGCAAGGCCACCGAUUGGGUUGCCUGAAGUAAUGGAGCGAGCAGUGGAAGAUGCCGAACUUUCAAGUGUGCUGGAUGAGAGUGCAGGGAGCUGGCCCUUGAAAGAAGCGUAUGAUCUAGCUAACCUGGGCCUAAGCUGUCUAGAAAUGCGGAGCAAGAGCCGGCCUGACCUCAGGAGCAAGGUGGCGGUAGAGCUGGAACGGCUGAAUAAUCUUGUGGCUGCUCUGUUCGAGCCAGUGCAGGCCGUGCCAGAGUUGCCCCAGCCGCCCAGCCACUUCAUGUGCCCAAUACUCAAGAGGAUGAUGAAGGACCCGUGCCUCGCCGCGGACGGGCACUCGUACGAGCGCAACGCGAUGGAGAUGUACCUGUGCGAUAACGACGUGUCCCCAGUGACGAAAGCGCGGCUGCCUAACAAGACGCUGGUGUCUAACCUGCGGCUUCUGAGUGAGAUCACGAACUGGAGGGCCCAGGCAGGCAUUUGAUUGAGGCUAAUGGUAAAUAUAAGUGC